AAUCAAGAGAAAGUUCAAGAAACGAAAUUAUUGCAAUCAAUUUUUAAAGCGUGGAUUGUGCAUCUGUUCUCGCAGUCUUGUCUUCUUCCUCAAUGAUAUGUUCCAUGUGAAGCUCCAGGUCCAUGUGUUAUUCUCUUAUAGGAUUUAACCCUUCCAAACCAUCUUCUUUGAUUGUGGUGUAAUCAAUUUUGUGUGAGAUCAAGAUGUCAGGAUUAUCCGGGGGAAAUGUUAAUUCUAGGGUAGUGGAUAUACUCAGUGGUGUUGUGCCUUUGAUGAAGCUUAUCUGUUUAACCUUAAUAGGUCUGCUUCUUGCUCAUCCCAAGACUCAAUUAGUCCCUAGAGCCACGUUUAGGCUAUUGAGCAAGCUUGUGUUUGCUUUGUUCUUGCCUUGUUUGAUCUUCACUGAGCUUGGAGAAAGCAUCACCUUGGAUAACAUUGUUCGUUGGUGGUUUAUACCGGUCAAUGUGCUACUCAGCGCGGUCAUAGGGUCAUUGAUAGGUUACGUGGUUGUCCUCAUAUGUCGACCUCCUCCAGAGUUCACUAGAUUUACUAUUGUUAUGACUGCUUUUGGAAAUACUGGGAAUCUCCUGUUAGCUAUUGUUAGCUCCGUGUGUCACACAAAGAGCAACCCUUUUGGACCGAGUUGCCACUCGAGAGGGGUUUCAUAUGUCUCGUUUGCGCAAUGGGUAGCUGUGAUUCUUGUGUAUACUGUUGUGUAUCACAUGAUGGAGCCGCCUUUGGAGUAUUAUGAAGUUGUUGAGGAUGAAGGAGUUGAGAUAGAGGAGAUCCAGGUGGAGAAUCAUGAUAUUAGUAGGCCUCUUUUAGUGGAAGCUGAAUGGCCAGGGAUCGAGGAUAAAGAGACAGAACACUGUAAGACCCCUUUCAUUGCCAGGGUCUUCAACAGCAUAUCUAGUGUCUCCCAGGCUUCUUUGCCUGAAGUAGAUCUCGUGGGAGACGAGAGUCCGAGCCCGAGGUCUCUUCAGUGCUUAGCUGAGCCAAGAGUAAUGAGGAGAAUAAGAGUUGUGGCUGAACAGACACCAGUGAAACACAUACUCCAACCUCCAACAAUCGCAUCUCUGUUAGCAAUCAUUAUCGGAUCAGUGCCUCAGCUGAAAAAUAUAGUCUUUGGGUACGAUGCUCCACUUUCUUUCAUCACAGAUAGUUUGAAUAUAAUGGGGAGCGCGAUGGUUCCUUCUGUGAUGCUUGUACUAGGUGGUAUGCUCUCAGAAGGACCAAAUGAAUCAACUCUUGGGUUACGCACUACGAUCGGGAUAACUGUUGCAAGACUCCUGGUACUUCCUCUAGUUGGAAUAGGGAUUGUGCUGUCAGCUGAUAAAUUUGGCCUCAUAUCCACAGCAGAUCCAAUGUUCAAGUUUGUACUUCUUCUGCAGUAUUCGACUCCAAGUGCCAUUUUACUUGGAGCCAUCGCGAGUCUAAGGGGUUAUGCGGUUAGAGAAGCCUCGGCGGUUCUAUUCUGGCAGCACAUCUUCGCACUGUUGUCUCUUACGUUGUACAUUGUCAUCUUCUUCAAACUCACGGUUGAUAAAACUGUCCAAGGUAUGCCACCAAUCUAAGUAAUUAAAAAAAAAAAAAAAAAGACAAAAUCCAAAACUUGCUUGUAAAGAAUGUGAUAUUAUCAAAUACAUUGAAUCUCAUUUUCAAUUUUGUGUGUUGGUGAAUAAAUAGACCAACUUGGAAAAACUCUUUUUAUAAUUGUGUUUGAUCAAUUCAAUGUUUGAGAAGUUUUGUACGCCAAAAAUGGCAUGAACGAUGCAGUUGCAUAA
Molecule: messenger RNA, 1784 nt
Organism: Capsella rubella
Lineage: Eukaryota; Viridiplantae; Streptophyta; Magnoliopsida; Brassicales; Brassicaceae
Product: protein PIN-LIKES 2
Exons: 2
Coding region: 204-1574 (456 amino acids)
Biological process (GO): endoplasmic reticulum to cytosol auxin transport
Cellular component (GO): membrane
Source: RefSeq, a predicted model, not a curated record